UCAAACUUGGUAGGAGGAUUUACUCCAGGUUGAACUUUUUAAACCCUGAACAGGUACUAAGGAGAUUAAACCACAAAACCUCCCGCCUGCCAUCAGUGUAUCUCUCCAUCAGAAGACAGGAACAAGAAGAACAGGGAACCUGAACACUUCAAUAAAGAAGCAAGAAUUGGGCUAAAAUGAUAACAGAGGUGAGGAAGCAGCUGUGGUCCCUGGCCCGCAUGGCCCUGCUCGCUGUGGGGUGUGUGCUGACCUGCAUCGGGGCCUACCUGGUGUCCCUGCAGAUCGAGCACAAGUACACCUUGAAGGUCAUGCUUGCCUACUUCAUGAUUUUGAUGGGCGUCCUAGCUGUGCUCAUCGGAGUCUUCUGGAGCAUCUGCCACAGCAUGAAGAGCAAGAUGUACCAGAGAGGAGGACAUGAACAGCACAUGGAGGUCUACACUAUCCAGAGACCAAGUUCCUUCCCUCCAUCCUACGAGGAGUCCCAGGGCAGCCAGGAGGGUCCUGAUUCAGCGCCGGAGUUUGUUGUUGUGGUUGACGGGGUGGAGGUGGUGAUGAGCCUCGCCCCCCCUCUGUACAGCCAGGACAGCUCGGACCCUACAGACUGCAGGUGGAGCAGGGAGCUGCCUCCUCCAUACAGUCAGGUGGAGCGUACUCAGCAGGGGGAGGGGGACGCAGGGGGGCAGAGGGAGGCCGUGGCCGAGCACUGAAGGGAAGAAAUGUUUUGAUCUAACUGGCUGGGAGAAAUGCAGGAAUGGAGAUAGACAUUAUUUCCUGAUUGGGACGAGAGAGAACGUUCUAGAAGAAACUCCGAGACAUGUUGAUACCACCUUUGGGCCAUCAGUCUACACCCAACUUCUGAAGUCUGUGCUGACCCUACACAGAGUUGCAGGCCUGUUUCUGCAGAGCACUAACAGGUGAUUCUGUUUCGAGUCUCUGGUUUCCUAAAGUAAGGAUGAGCUGCACAUUGGAGUUGCUGCUUGGUGGUGUGACAAAUAACCGAGGACAGUAUUUAUGCAGUUGGAUCCAUGGAUGUCUGAAUUGACAAACAGCACUGACUUUUACCUGCACUGUAGCUUAAAUGUGUAUACUUUUAAAUUAUUACAAGAGUAAUACAACUGUUUGUAUAGGACUGAAGGAAGCUGAGGGCUGCUUGUAUAAAAUGUGUUUCUCAAUAUAUCGCCAACCUAUGCUAGACUUAUUUUUUAUAAUAUAUAUAAAUAAUGAUAAUUUAUUCUCCCCUUCCUCAAGACAAUUUUUAAUUAACAAUUGUUCAUAAAGAAUCAUUUAAAAGUAAAUGUUG
Trematomus bernacchii (emerald rockcod) is the source of this 1300-nucleotide messenger RNA. Its product is annotated as transmembrane protein 252-like. Bases 177 to 707 code for a protein of 176 amino acids. The record is from RefSeq and is a predicted model, not a curated record. NCBI's taxonomy places the organism in Eukaryota, Metazoa, Chordata, Actinopteri, Perciformes, Nototheniidae. The transcript has 2 exons.